AGUCAAAGAAAUCUACCCGAAAUGGCGGUGAAGGGGUUAUGCGCAUCGGUCGAUGACUUCCUGAAGCAGUGUGAGCAUUCCGGCGACGCCGCGUACGGUGCACUCCGAUCACUUCUGGAGCGGCUCGAGGAUCCGACUACCAGGAAGGAGGCUCGGAUCUUCCUCUCUAUUCUCCAGAAACGCUUCGACUCUGGUGAUAACUCCGAGCAAUGCCUCAAAUCGUACCAUUUCCAAAUUCAAGACAUAUUCCUUGAGCAGUACGAAGGCUUUCAGAAGAGAACGAAGUUGACCAUGUUGUUGAUUCCUAGUAUAUUUAUUCCGGAAGACUGGUCCUUUACCUUUUACGAAGGGCUAAACCGGCACCCUGAUUCAAUAUUCGAGGACAAAACAGUUGCAGAGCUUGGGUGUGGAAAUGGAUGGAUAUCCAUCGCGAUUGCAGAGAAAUGGUCACCUCUGAAGGUCUAUGGGCUUGAUAUAAAUCCCAGAGCAAUAAAGAUAUCCUGGAUAAAUCUUUACUUGAAUGCUUUGGAUGACAAUGGCGAACCCAUCUAUGAUGCGGAAAAGAAGACAUUACUGGACAGGGUUGAAUUUCAUGAAUCUGAUCUUCUAGGUUAUUGCAUAGAUAAUAACAUUGAACUGGAGAGAAUUGUUGGAUGCAUACCUCAGAUUCUUAACCCAAACCCAGAUGCAAUGUCAAAGAUGAUCACAGAAAAUGCUAGUGAAGAAUUUUUGUUUUCUCUGAGCAACUACUGUGUACUCCAGGGCUUUGUCGAGGACCAGUUUGGCUUAGGGCUCAUUGCAAGAGCUGUUGAAGAAGGAAUUUCAGUCAUAAAACCAAUGGGCAUUAUGAUCUUUAAUAUGGGAGGUCGUCCAGGGCAGGGUGUCUGUAAACGCUUAUUUGAGCGCCGUGGUCUCCAUGUUACAAAGCUUUGGCAGACGAAAAUUCUUCAGGCUGCUGACACAGAUAUUUCAGCUCUAGUUGAGAUCGAAAAGAAUAGUCCUCACCGCUUUGAGUUUUUCAUGGGACUAGUUGGAGAUCAACCAAUAUGUGCUCGAACGGCAUGGGCCUAUGGCAAAUCUGGUGGUCGGAUUUCUCAUGCUUUGUCUGUAUACAGUUGUCAACUGCGCCAACCAAAUCAGGUCAAAAAGAUAUUCGAGUUCGUCAAGAAUGGGUUCCGUGAUAUUAGCAAUUCUUUAGAUUUAUCAUUUGAAGAUGACGCUGUUGCAGAUGAGAAGAUACCAUUCCUAGCUUAUCUUGCCAGUGUUCUAAAGGAGAGUGCAUGUUUUUCAUAUGAGCCGCCUGCAGGGAGCAAGCGAUUUCGAAAUCUCAUUGCGCGCUUUAUGAAGACAUAUCAUCACAUCCCACUUACUGCUGAUAAUGUUGUUGUGUUUCCUUCAAGAGCAGCUGCUAUUGAGAAUGUUUUUCGAUUGUUCUUGCCAAGUCUUGCCAUUGUUGACGAACAGUUGUCGCGACAGCUGCCCAGACAAUGGUUAACAUCACUGAACCUCGAGAAGAAAGAAGCCGAAGGUUCUUCAGAAAACAAAAUAACUGUCAUUGAAGCUCCACGCCAAUCAGAUUCUAUGGUUGAACUGAUAAAGAAAUUGAAGCCGCAACUAGUAAUUACUGGGAUGGCUCAUUUUGAAUCAGUUACUAGCUCAGCUUUUGAGCUCCUUUUAAACACUACAAAAGAAAUUGGGUGCCGUCUGUUUAUAGAUAUAUCUGACCAGUUUGAGUUAUCUAGCCUGCCUAGUUCCAACGGUGUCCUGAAAUAUCUUGCUGAGACUCCUCUUCCUUCACAUGCAGCAAUUGUUUGUGGCUUAUUAAAAAAUAAGGUUUAUUCAGAUCUUGAGGUAGCUUUUGUGAUAUCAGAAGAAGAAAAAAUGUAUAAAGCAUUGUCGAAGGUUGUGGAACUGUUGCAAGGGGGUACAUCAUUAAUUAGCCAAUACUAUUAUGGCUGUCUUUUUCAUGAACUUUUAGCCUUUCAGCUUGCUGAUCGACAUCCACCCUUAGAGAGACGAGGUGAAAAGGCAAAAGCAUGCAACAUGAUUGGUUUUCCUAGUUUUGUUGUCUCAGUCCUUGAUCAGUCUGAGUUGGCUGUAAAUGAAGCUGACAGUUAUGUCCCUAUUCACAUGGAUUUAGAUCAGAGCUUUUUGCCCAUUGCGACUCCUGUGAAGGCUGCUAUAUUUGAGAGUUUUGUGAGACAAAAUGUUGCCGAAUCAGAAAUUGAUGUGACGAACAACAUCAGGCAGCUUCUUAAGAGCAAUUAUGGUUUUCCAACAAACCACACUACGGAAUUUGUUUAUUCAGAUAGCACUUUGGCCCUUUUCAAUAAGUUGGUCCUAUGUUGUAUCCAGGAAGGUGGAACUAUAUGCUUCCCAUCUGGCUCAAAUGGAAAUUAUGUCGCUGCUGCAAAGUUUCUUAAGGCAAAUGUUGUAAAUAUUCCCACCAAUUAUUGUCAAGGAUUUAAGUUGACCGAGAAGAUACUUGGCGGAGUACUGGAGACGGUCAGUAAACCCUGGAUCUAUAUUUCAGGGCCCACUGUGAGUCCCACUGGCCACCUGUACAGCAGUGAUGAGAUAAAAUCUAUAUUAUCCUUAUGUGCGAAAUUUGGAGCAAGGGUUGUACUUGACAUUUCAUUCUCUGGAGUGGAAUUCAACCCCAAUAGCUGGGGUGGUUGGGACCUGGAGGACACACUGUUGAAAUUAAGGCCUACAAAUCCGUCAUUUUGUGUCUCUCUGCUUGGGGGAUUGUUUAUGAAGAUGCUUACUGGAGGGCUUGCCUUCGGAUUUCUGCUUCUUAACCAUCCCGUUUUAGUUGAUGGGUUCCAUAACUUAUCUGGUUUAAGCAAACCCCACAGCACAAUAAGGUACACAGUGAAGAAGCUGUUGGAUCUUAAAGAGCUAAAAACGAGAGGGCUUCUCGACGUGAUGGAAGGUCAGCAAAAGAUUCUGUGUAAUAAAUAUCAGCGCCUAAAGGAGACCCUUGAAAAUUGUGGGUGGGAUGUGCUUGAAGCCCACUCUGGUGUUUCUUUGGUGGCAAAGCCCACUGCAUACCUUGGCAAGACUAUCAAAGUAAAUAAAGAUUCAAAUUCCUGGGAAGCCAAGAUUGAUGACUCGAAUAUAAGGGAAUCCAUGUUCAGGAGCACCGGUUUAUGCAUCAAUAGUUCUUCAUGGACUGGGCUCCCAGGUUUCUGCCGUUUCGCCUUUGCCUUGGAAGAUUGUGAGUUCGAUCGUGCUCUGGCCUGCAUUGUUAAAUUCAAAGAACUGACUGGCAAUUGAAAUACUGAUGAUAGUAGUGGUCAGGUGGGGUCUGUCUAAUAUUUUCCUCUCACAACUUCGGUGUUGUGAAAUAAACUCAUUUAUAUGCGGGCAAAAAAAUCACAACGAAUAAUUGCUCAGGCUACUGAUUGAAUUCUACGUUUCUGUGAUUGCUUAUGCAGUUAUGUGCAAAUGAAUGACAUUUUUUUCAUGUACUAAUGUAUAUUCAUGAUGAUGCCUGUUUUGGAAUUUCAUCUCCUCACUGUUUUGUGUGGGCAUGAAUCUACAGUUUUAACCAAUAUAAGAUAAUCAAAUGAAGUUAUCAUGCUCUAC
This is a messenger RNA of Cuscuta epithymum, 3591 nucleotides long. The record is from the annotation of a GenBank genome assembly. Lineage: Eukaryota; Viridiplantae; Streptophyta; Magnoliopsida; Solanales; Convolvulaceae.